Messenger RNA from Rangifer tarandus platyrhynchus (Svalbard reindeer), 312 nucleotides. The record is from the annotation of a GenBank genome assembly. NCBI's taxonomy places the organism in Eukaryota, Metazoa, Chordata, Mammalia, Artiodactyla, Cervidae.
AUGUCUCCCAGGAAGCAGGUGUCCCUGGAGACAGAGUGUGUCAGGGCUGUACAGUCUGUCUGUGUGAUUGUUUUUGAUCUUUCUUUCUUUCCGUGUAUUUAUGAGGCUCCUAGGAAGGAGCCAGGAGUGGGGAGACCCCAACUGAGGAGAGUGAAGACGACUGAUUCCAGUUUUCCGUGUGUCCUUACCUCUGUACCUCCUUGUAGCCCUGCUGGCGAAGUGAGCAGGCCUCCCCAUGUCCAGGAUCCUAGUCCUUCCACUUGUGUACUCCCAGGCUGGCAAACCUUGGAGCCUCUGGGCUCUGAAAACUAG